Messenger RNA from Leptonychotes weddellii (Weddell seal), 564 nucleotides. NCBI's taxonomy places the organism in Eukaryota, Metazoa, Chordata, Mammalia, Carnivora, Phocidae. The record is from RefSeq and is a predicted model, not a curated record.
AUGUCCUGGGGCUGGACAGCUGCUGGUGGUUCUCGGCCAAGGAGCAGCGGAAAGGAUGCAGAGGAGCUGUCUGAAAAUGUGGUUAACCGCAUGAAGGAUUCCAGCCAGUCUUGCCAAGCAGGCCAGCCUGCUUCCCCUCCUGCCCCUCCACCUUCGACAUUUGGCACCUCUAAAGGCCCAGAGAAAGAGUCCAAACUGCCCAGGUCUGAGUAUGGUGGUGGCCGGCAGUCUUCCAAGAUGGAGGAGGAUUUCCUCAAGAGGCAUAAACAGGAGCAGGCCAAGGUCCAGGAUGAGCUAUUCCAGGUGGUGACGAGGGAAAGAGAGGCAGCCACAAAGCACAGGAGUGCAUCCCUGCAGCAGGGAGAGGGCAGCGUUGACCAGGAGAAGCAGAAGUCAACCCAGCUGGCCAGAGAGCUGGAGAGCCGGGAGGCAGAGCUGAGCCGCCGUGACACCUUCUGUAAGGAGCAGCUGGGGCGCCUUGGGAGGAAGAAUGCCGAGAUGUAUAAACUGUCUUCACAGCAAUUCCAUGAGGCAGCUUCGAAAAUGGAGGGCACGAUAAAGUAA